Messenger RNA from Drosophila subobscura, 1149 nucleotides. RefSeq names its product bromodomain-containing protein 4-like. Bases 71 to 967 code for a protein of 298 amino acids. The record is from RefSeq and is a predicted model, not a curated record. NCBI's taxonomy places the organism in Eukaryota, Metazoa, Arthropoda, Insecta, Diptera, Drosophilidae. The transcript has a single exon.
GCCCUAUGCCCUGCCCUCCUCCUCCUCGUCGGCGAGCAGCAAGCAGUGCUGCGGAAAUGGGAGUAGCCAGAUGCCGCCGCCUGCGACUGGCUGCUGCCAGGAUUGCCGCUGCUGCAAGCAGAGCUAUGAGCACCUGCCCGUGCCACGGCUGCAGCACCAGCAGCCACCGCCUCCGCUCUUCCAGGCUCAGCAGCGGUCGGGGACGCAGCCGCCCCAGCAACAAGUCAGCUGCAUCACGACGCUGCAACAGACGACAACCACGCAGCAAAUGCAGCAGCUUCCGGCUGCCCCUGCCCCAGGUUAUGGCUAUGGAAAUUGCCUGGUUCCGCAUGUGCCCGAAACAAGGACAACGACAACCUCCAACACAUACGUGAGCAAUGCUCCGCCGGAACACACAGGCCACUGCCACUCGAAUUGCAGGGGAAAUACGAGCAGACGCAGCAGCGGCCACCAUGCACCACCACCCGCACAACCAAUGAUCUUGCUACCCUUCAUGAUGCCCAUGCAACAGCAGCAGCAGCAACAUAUGGCAUAUCCGCCUCAAGAAGAUUUCAAGCCAGUGAUCCAUGGGAAGCCAGCGCCGCCACCGCCACAGCCACCGCCUCCGAUCAGAAGCUACCAGCAGAUGCUGCAACCGCCUCUGCCUAUGCCUCUGUCUGCGUAUCAGAUGGCUCUCCCGUAUCAGAAGACAAUCCCUGCUCCCGUGUCGACACCGCCUUUGCCGCCGCCACCGCGCAGUGUGCAGACCCUCAAGACCGUGGCUGCAACGGCAAUCGACGCGUACCAAAGGGUGAGUCUUCCCAGAUUAUUCGCAGUAAAUCAGCAGCACUUAGGCAAUGGCCGCUCUGAUCCGCUGGACCUGGAUCUUGCACCUGUAAAAUGUUGCAAUUUGCUGGGACAAUGCCACACGUACACUAAAUAUUUAUGGGCGUGCGCUGGCAGCACUGCCAAACUUCAAUUUACAUAAACAUAAAAGACAAGCAACAUCAACGGCAGGCGGGUCGGGGCAGAGGGCACUCUUCACGGGGGCAAGGAGCAUCUGCAUCUGCAUGCAUGUCGGUGAGAUUUAGCGCAGCGACAGGACACAAAAAAUCAAAGCUACUGGAGAGGGCAAAAUCCGAAAGGUACAAGCGGAAGUGAAAGCACACA